AAGACAUCUACAAGCAAGGACAACCUUUGGGCAAAAAUUCUCAAUCUAAAUUCAAUCUCUGACUCUAAGACUCGUUUUCUUUUUUUUUCAUUUCUUUAACCUCUCUAACAUUCUUUUUUCCAUUCUUUUUCGCUUGCCCUUUUGGGAUUAUACAACUUUCAUGAGGAAACUUUGUCCAAAUAUUGACAAAGAUGAUGGCCUUGAGACAGUUCUUGAGGUCCCAAUACCAGAAGAAAUGUUCACUAGCAUGGGGAGCAAUGUGACCUUGCGCUGGCAUAACAUGUUAACAUGGAUGAGAGCUCAGACUUCUGAUAAAUGGUCACAGCCAGUGAUUGCUGGACGUAUUAAUGAGCUGCGUUUCCUUCUUUAUAUGGUUGGAUCUCCUCUUAUUCCUCUUCAGGUUCAAGUUGGUCAUUCUGUUUACAAGCCUGUCAAAGAUUGUUCCAUUCAAGCUUCAACAGCCAAAUACAUAGUGCAACAAUAUAUAGCCGCUACAGGAGGACAACAAGCACUAAAUGCAGUGCAUAGUAUGUGUGUAACAGGUGAGGUGAAAAUUAGUGCAUCAGAAUUUCAUCAAGGAGACCAAACUAUUAAUGUUAAGAGCUCAGAGGAGGCUGGUGGUUUUGUGCUUUGGCAAAAAGAUCCUGAUCUCUGGAUCCUGGAGCUUGUUGUGUCAGGAUGCAAAGUCAUUUCUGGAAGCAAUGGCAAGAUCUCUUGGAGGCAUUCUUCCAAUCAACAAACGCCUAUUUCAAAAGGUCCUCCUAGACCUUUGCGUCGUUUCUUGCAGGGUUUGGACCCUAGAUCAACAGCAAACUUAUUUAUAGAUGCAACAUGCAUUGGAGAAAAAAUCAUAAAUGAUGAGGAUUGCUUUAUACUAAAGCUAGAAACAAGCCCAGCAAUUCGGGAGGCACAAAGUGGUCCUAACUAUGAGAUAAUUCAUCAUACAAUUUGGGGUUAUUUUAGCCAAAGAUCAGGCCUUCUGAUUCAGUUUGAAGAUUCAAGGUUGCUAAGUAUGAGAACAAAAGAUGAUGACGAUGUAUUCUGGGAGACAAACACAGAAUCAGUAAUGGAAGAUUACAAGUAUGUUGAUGGAGUGAAUAUUGCACAUAGUGGUAAGACUCGUGUUACUGUGUUUAGAUACGGAGAGCAAUCUGCUAAUCAUAAGAGGCAAAUGGAGGAGAAAUGGAAAAUUGAAGAUGUAGAUUUUAAUGUAUGGGGUUUGACAAAUGAACAUUUUCUACCUCCUUCCAGCCUUAAAUAUGAAAAGAUAUAGUUUGAACUAGUCAAGUACUUGAGAACGUAAGAUCCUGUAGUCUAUCUUGAAUUUUUUUUGACAAUUGUGUAAAUAGUAAUACUGCUAGCAAAUUGCAAGAGAAAAGCACAGAUGCAUGUUCCUUUUUUCAGCAUUAAUUUUUUCAUUUCAUAAUCAUACCAAUCCCAAUUCAAUGGUAUUGCUCCUUUCCAA
Ricinus communis (castor bean) is the source of this 1465-nucleotide messenger RNA. RefSeq lists its product as uncharacterized. The transcript has 3 exons. NCBI's taxonomy places the organism in Eukaryota, Viridiplantae, Streptophyta, Magnoliopsida, Malpighiales, Euphorbiaceae. The record is from RefSeq and is a predicted model, not a curated record. Bases 161 to 1273 code for a protein of 370 amino acids.